UCCAUUUGCGGUGGAGAUUCGUCCUCUAUUCUCGCUUUUGCAUGCUCUUUGGGUUGGAUGGUCCGUCAAGAGCUUUGUUCCUCCAUAUAAUCCGAGCUCUCAGCCAGGGUUUGAGGCGCCCUCUCUCGCAGUUCUUCGUGAUCCACGCGGCAUCCGCGAGCCAUUUCCUUCCGCAUUUCGGAGUAAUCUCGUCUCGCUCUGCAAUGGCCGCUGUCGCUGGAUCCUGCUCCAUGGUGCCUGCCGUGCCCGUCGCUAGCGUCGGAUCCCUUGGAAGAGCUUCCCCGGUGGUCGGAUUCAAGCCCAGCGCCAUUGCCUUGAGAAGCAAGCGGUGUCUUUCCCUCAUCUCAUGCGCGGCAAAGCCAGAGACUCUUGCUACAGUCCAGAAGAUCAUCGCCAGUCAGCUCUCGAUCGAGCAGUCCAGCGUCACUCCGGCCGCCAAGUUCGCUGAUCUUGGAGCCGACUCGCUCGACACGGUUGAGGUGAUGAUGCAACUCGAGGAGAACUUCAAGAUCAGCCUGGGCGAGGAGGGAGCCGAGAAGAUUGUCACCGUGCAAGACGCUGCCGAUUUGAUCGAGGACGUGAUCGGCAAGCAGUGAAAAAGGAGGCAAGCAACGCGUUUCUGCGGCGGAUCAACCAACCAAAAUGGCAUCGUUUUUGUAAUGGUGACGGAUUAAUAAUUCAUUCUCAUACCAGUUUUUUGUUUC
Molecule: messenger RNA, 704 nt
Organism: Selaginella moellendorffii
Lineage: Eukaryota; Viridiplantae; Streptophyta; Lycopodiopsida; Selaginellales; Selaginellaceae
Product: acyl carrier protein, chloroplastic
Exons: 4
Coding region: 42-596 (184 amino acids)
Biological process (GO): fatty acid biosynthetic process
Molecular function (GO): acyl carrier activity
Source: RefSeq, a predicted model, not a curated record